Oncorhynchus nerka (sockeye salmon) is the source of this 2936-nucleotide messenger RNA. Its product is annotated as putative selection and upkeep of intraepithelial T-cells protein 1 homolog. Lineage: Eukaryota; Metazoa; Chordata; Actinopteri; Salmoniformes; Salmonidae. Gene Ontology annotation, biological process: regulation of cytokine production; T cell receptor signaling pathway. The record is from RefSeq and is a predicted model, not a curated record. The transcript is spliced from 7 exons. Bases 101 to 1066 code for a protein of 321 amino acids. Gene Ontology annotation, molecular function: signaling receptor binding. Gene Ontology annotation, cellular component: external side of plasma membrane.
UUCAGGAGAAGGAAGUACAGUGUGAAACUAACGUCGCUAGUAAUAAUAUAUAUUAUAAUAACUAGUAAUAAACGGCAUCAAACGUAACAUUGCUUGUAAAAUGUAUAUAUUUUCUCGUUAUGGUUUGCAUUUCUGCUGGUUGUGCUUCUGCUGUCUUUCAACAACAACCGAAGGUCAGGUUCAGGUUGUUGCUCCAAUGUCCAGGGUUCAUGCCGUAGUGGGUGGUGAUGUCAUCCUUCCUUGUUUCCUGAACCCCACUAUGAAUGCUGCGAACCACACAGUGGAGUGGCUCAGACCAGACUUGAAGCCAAAAGAGGCACAUUGUUACCGCGACCAUCGUGACUCUGAAGAGGACCAGAAUCCAUCCUACAAGAGAAGGACGUCACUGUUUAAAGAAGAACUGAAGAACGGCAACGUCUCAUUGAAACUAACAGGAGUUACUCUCUCUGAUGCUGGAAGCUACACCUGCUUCAUUCCAACAGUGAGCAGGACUCAGAGACCUGUUGUUCAACUCCUGGUCGAUGACAAAACAUAUUCAACUCCCCCAAGACAACCAUCACAAUCAAGCCCUGGAUCUCAGCCAGUCCUCUCUAUUGAAGGAACUAAUGGUAGUGGGCUGGUCCUGAGGUGUGAGUCCGAAGGCUGGUACCCUGAACCUGAGCUAGAGUGGCUGGACAACAAUGGAACCAUCCUCCCUGCUGCUGGACCUACAGAGACCGAGACUGACACUGAGGGUUUCUUCACUGUGAGACGAAAUGUCACCAUACAGCAGACUGACAACAACUGGUUCACCUGUAGAGUUCAACAGCAGAACACCUUCAGAAUGAAGCAGAUUCGCAUUCCUGAUGACAUCUUUCCCAAGCCGUGCCAGUCCUACUGGACAGUUGGGCUUUGUCUGGCACUGGGAGCUGCACUGGGAGCUGCAAUGGGAGCUGCAGUAGCCGCACCAAUGGGAUAUGUGGUCGGAAAUCGACGUGCGAAACGUCAAUGCGUGACAGGUGAAAUCCUAGAUCUUGAAAAUCUAUCAGUGCCAUUGAACGGGAACCCCUCAAGAGAGCUCAAUUGAAUGAGAUGAGACUCGAGGCAGGAGAGACACUGAUGCCAGCAGCCCUCCUGUUUCCGUCCCACUUCGCCACCUUUUCCCGGUCGGACUUGAGAUUCGAACCGGUGACCCGUCAAAGCACAGAUCGGGGGGAGAAGGAAAACAAGGUUCUCUGCUCUGAUGAAACCAAGAUUGAACUCUUUGGCCCUGAAUGCCAAGCGUCACGCCUGGAGGAAACCUGGCACCAUCCCUACUGUGAAGCAUGGUGGUGGCAGCGUCAUACUGUGGAGAUGAUUUCAGCGGCAGGGACUGGGAGACUAGUCAGGAUCAAGGGAAAGAUGAACGGCGCAAAAGUACAGAGGUCUUUGAUAAAACGUGCUCCAGAGCGCUCAGGAUCUCAGAACAACCAUGUCGAAGUCAUUACUGAUUUGUGAUGUCACUAAGGACAGUAGAACAACAUAACUGUUUCUCUGAAUGUGUAUAUUUCCCAGUGAUCAGAUUCACAUCCAAAUGUUGGAACGUAUAUCAUUAAAUAUGAAUAUCAUUAAAAAUGAAUAUCAUUCAAUAUGAAACUUAUUUAUGAGAGAAUUGUUUUUCAUAUGAAGUCUGAACCAAGUCAGUGGCCACGCCCAUGUGAGCACAGACGUUAUGACGUUGGCCUGUUGGUGAGGUUUAUGACCCCCAUAAAUACCCCCUUUUCUCUCUCUACUCUACAGAAUGGACUCAUGGAAAGCCCUUUGUUAACAUAGUCUGGUAACAUCAAAAGGUUGGGGAACGGAACCAUAUUUCGGUAAUCCAACCAGUUGAAAAUAUGCGUUGGUACUUAAAGAAUAUGAUGUCAGAUCAGUUGUCGUCUGAGAUAUUAUUACUGAUGACAGGACGACAUAAACUGUGUCUUGGAAAGUCUACACAUUCUAGUUAUCAGAUUCACAUGGAAUUGUUGUGCAAUUGAAAUGUUUAAAUAUGAAACUAUUUGUGAAAAGAUGAAAUGUAAUUUUAGAUUACAUUUAUUUCUAAAUGAGAGAAUGGUUUCCAUAGAGUAAAAACUCUGCCCACUCGGUGGCCCCGCCCAAGUGAACAGACAUUGGUUGUAAACUCUGCUCACUCAGUGGCCCCGCCCAAGUGAACAGACAUUGGUUGUAAACUCUGCUCACUCGGUGGCCCCGCCCAAGUGAACAGACAUUGGUUGUAAACUAUGAAACAUGCCCCUCUCUCCCACAACUAUAUAAGCCCGUUGACAAAAAUUUCACUUUGUGUUCCGAGGACGACGGUCCCUGCGUUAAAAGGGCUAAGAUAAUAACCUAACGAAAUUCGCAUCGUGUUCAACGUGAAGGUGACGAUCGACAUGCCGAAAGGAUGAAUUUCGACUAUACCAGCCAGAAUAUAGCAUGAGCUUACAAGUAUGGCAACUUGGUAUGAACUUUGAACUCUUAUUCACUCCAGAAGUGAUACCUCCUAGCCCAUGAGUUAGCAGCAGCCACUGUAAACGUGGGCUAGGAAAGGACAAACGACGUAUCCAGUCUAACACACAACGACGAUACUAUAACGUGUCCAGUUUACCACCAGAGACAUUCUUCAGAAGACAAGAUCCCUGCUGGAUCUCUUGCAUUUAUAUUUCUUGCAUUUUCCUUUUCCAAAUCUGCGGUAAUUUAGAAUGCAUAAUAUUCUGUAUUUACGAUAGCUUUCCCAUUUGUUCUUCAGUCUUCCCGCGCUUUCAUUCAAGCCCAACCCCCUUUGUGUUACUAGCCGUUGUAUCUGUUCCGUCCCCUAAGGACGUUUUCCUUUAUGACAUAAUUACUAAUCAAAGUAUGAUCCAUUCUGUAUAUAUGUAAUUCUGUGUGAUUUAAAAAAACAUUUUUACAUUUUAUUUUUAGUAAAUAAAUAGUUAAGCCAA